UUGGUUGGUUACUUGUUCGAAUGCAUCACAAAUAAAGAAACCCACCUCACCCACCCCCAACUCAAUAUACACUUUCCACUCUUAAUUAUUCCCCUGCCCACCCUCUCAAAACCAAAACCAAAACCAAUGGCUCCCUCAGCCAUAUUAGUAUGUGGUUUUUGCAUCUUCCUUUUCCAUCUCCAAAGCACAAGAGGGAACAAACAGGUUAACUGCAACAGGUUGCGAUGCGGCGAUAUAGAUAUUGAGUUCCCUUUCGGUUUGAGAGGAUCCAACCAAGACCGUCGCUGCAGGUAUUACCCAAUUCAAAGCUUCCAACUUUCGUGUCUGGACCAAACACAAACCAUUCUCACCCUCCCAGGCUUCGGUAACUUAACCGUGAAAAGCAUCGAUUACGAAACCCAAAGCAUCCGAGUCAACGACCCAGCAGGGUGUCUCCCGAAACGGUUCUUACACAAGUGGAACCUUUCGGAUGAUUCACCUUUUGCUUUAAACCCAUUGAUUUAUGGAACAAUUCCGUUUAACCUCACUUUCCUACGAUGCCCCUCCAACGUGACGGACUCGUCUCAAUUCCCGUCAGUGCCAAUUUCGUGCCUGAGCGAUAAAAGCAACUACUCGACCAUAGUUUCGUGGUCACAACCUAUUAUAUCAUCACCCUUGUUGUCUCAACAGUGCGAGGUCAUGUUUCGGGCUCUUGUCCCUCUGCCGGUGUUGGACACGCCCAUGUUGCCAUUUUGGCCUGAUCUCAACACCGACCUUGAUUUGGUGUGGACCCAACCCAAUUGUAGGGACUGUUCACUUAGUGGCCAACUUUGUGGCUUCUCCAAGGACAAAACUAAAACCCCUCAAGUUCGGUGUUUCGCUAGGGACUCCACCAAAGGUCUUUCAAGAAGUGGGAAAUAUGGGUUAGCAAUAGGAGUGGGAAUACCAGGAGUCUUGUGUCUAAUUGGGAUUUGUUGCUGUAUCGGCGGCAAGCUGAGGAUGCUAAGGCAUGGUGGACGCAGCACAGAUGUUCCGGUGAGAAGCGUCCCUUUGGAAAUGGGGCUUGACGGAGCCACAAUUGAAAAGUAUCCCAAAACUCUUAUUGGGGAGAGUGGACGCUUAUUGAAGCCCAAUGACAGCACCUGCGCAAUAUGCCUCUGUGAAUAUGAGGCCAAAGAAACCUUGAGGAGCAUACCCCAAUGUAACCAUUAUUAUCACGCACAUUGCAUAGACCACUGGCUCAAAUUGAAUGCCACCUGUCCCUUGUGCAGGAAUUCGCCCACAGCUUCUCUUUUUUCCUUCUCUCCCACUUCCUCAUUGGCCUAGGGGAAGAGGCCAAGAGACUUAUCGUGUUUCUCUACAUUUUUUAAAUUAUCAAAAAACACAGUUAAUAAAACAAAUCAAAACUUAAUGUGA
Messenger RNA from Glycine soja, 1395 nucleotides. RefSeq names its product putative RING-H2 finger protein ATL21B. The record is from RefSeq and is a predicted model, not a curated record. Gene Ontology annotation, molecular function: polysaccharide binding. Bases 127 to 1305 code for a protein of 392 amino acids. Lineage: Eukaryota; Viridiplantae; Streptophyta; Magnoliopsida; Fabales; Fabaceae. The transcript has 2 exons.